This is a messenger RNA of Rhincodon typus (whale shark), 3744 nucleotides long. RefSeq names its product adhesion G protein-coupled receptor D2 (gene adgrd2). Gene Ontology annotation, molecular function: G protein-coupled receptor activity. Gene Ontology annotation, biological process: adenylate cyclase-activating G protein-coupled receptor signaling pathway; cell surface receptor signaling pathway. Bases 1 to 3075 code for a protein of 1024 amino acids. The transcript has 24 exons. Gene Ontology annotation, cellular component: membrane. NCBI's taxonomy places the organism in Eukaryota, Metazoa, Chordata, Chondrichthyes, Orectolobiformes, Rhincodontidae. The record is from RefSeq and is a predicted model, not a curated record.
AUGUGUGGAGCAAUUACAAGAUUUGCAGUUUGGUUCUGCGCACUUCUGGUCUGUAAUUUGGAUGAAACUUACACACAGGCUUUCAGUAAUUCAUCAAUCUUUCAAUCAUCAUACUACGUUUAUGAAUAUAUAAAUACACCGUUAAAAUGGGAACAUGCAUCCAGAUAUUGUGAGCUACGCUUUGGCAGUCUGCCUGUUGUUAGUAAAGUUGCAGACAAGAAUGCUAUAUUGGAUCUGUUAGCUACCCAAGGGGUUAAUCAGCAAGUAUGGAUAAAUGGAAAACUGAAUGAGGUAUCAGGAGGGGAAGACAUAACUGUGAGAAAGAACAGUGCUGACAGGUUCAAGACCCUGGCAUUCCUGAACAAAACAGAUACCAAACAUGCCAAAAUUCUCAAUGUGCUGCCUCCUUUGUCAGCUGUUACAAUCUGUGCACGUGUUCAGUGGGACAGCCAAUCUUCCGACAUUGCCACAGUAUUUUCUUAUGCCAUUCCAGCGUUUAUUAAUGAAUUCCAGCUGCGUGGUCGUAUUGACGAUGUUGGAUUCAUCCAGUUAGCUCUGAUAGUUCAUGGACAUCACACGCCCUACAGAUCGGUGCUGAAAAGUGACGGACUGUGGCAUCACUUUUGUGUAACAUGGCAAAAUGAAAAUGGUGCUUGGUUUAUUUAUGCAGAUGGGGUAAAGGUGAGUUCAGGAGAUGGCUGCUACAGUUCGCAAAUUAUUGCUGGAAAUGGGAUAUUUAUUAUUGGUCAAGAUCAAGACUCAUUAGGAGGUACAUUCAAACAAAAUGAGGCUUUUAGUGGCAACAUCACAGACUUGAACAUUUGGACUCGUGUGCUGGAUGCAAACCAGAUUAAAGCAGUCAGUAUGUGCUCUUUCCCUCAGCAAAAUCUCAUUUACCAGUGGAAUUUGACCAGUUUGGAAAUUGAGCCAAGUGUUCAAAUUAUGGAACUUCAGUUGAAUUGCACAGAUCUGCAAAUUUCUUCAGGCGAAUGUCAGACUUUUGAUGCUGCCUCUGGAUUUAAAAGCCAAGUUGGCUGUGAGAAUCUACUGUCCUUCCUCUGCCAGUUGACAAAAGAUACAUAUUUGAAGUUAAACAAGUUUCAGUCGGAUUCAAGAAGCUUAUUCAAGACUAAAUCGAAAGCAUUUUCUCACAAUACAAUGGCUAUUGAGUACAUGUCAUUGAGUAAUACAAAACUUGUACCCAAUAUUUCUGAAGCUGAAACUAUACUGAAGACAGUACAACAUGUUCUAAACAUGGAAAAUGUCACUUUGCAAUCCGCUGACAUGCUAAGUGUCAUACGCUUGCUACAAAAUGUUGCCAACAUGGAGCCAGAUGUAAAUGACACACAGGAAGCUUUUGAGAAUGUAAGCCGAAGCUUUAUCCACAUCGCUGGUGAGGUUCUUGAUCGGCACAAUGCAGAGGGGUGGACUGAAAUUAAUGAGAUUGUUCAUGGUCCAAUGGCAAUAGUUUAUGGUGUGGACAGAAUGGUGCAAAAUCUGAACAAACUGCUCACUUCUGAUCAAGAAAGUAUAGUCAUUAGAAGCAAAAACAUCCAACUUGAAAUCAGGCAAAAGGUACUCACCAAUUUUACAAAUGACAUUGAUGUCUAUGUGAGUGAUAUGAACAACAAGUCAACUGAUCAAAUAGGACUUCCUAAAGAAGCAAUUGAUAGACUCCAACAAAAAGGAAAGUAUUGUUUAACAAGAGCUACGUUUGUGAACACCUGGUAUGGCACCCUUCACAGUUUACUUGGAAAUAGUGCAUUGGAAAUUAAUUUGAUGGAAGCAGCUUUUGAUGAAGGAUUUAAACGUGUAGGGAUGCAGAUUGCAUCAGCAGUUAUUUCAUCAACAGUGUUUCAAGGGGGUCAGCCAGUCAGCACGGCUACAAAGUAUAGGUUACAACACAGAGUUAAGGCUUUUUCUUCUCUUGCUGUUGAUUCAAUCUGUGUCUUCUGGAAUUUUAGUUUGAGGCCAGAGAAAGGUGGAAGCUGGUCUACAGCUGGCUGCAGUGUCAUCGAAUCUGGGCUUGAAUCAACAGCAUGUUUUUGCAAUCACUCGACAAAUUUUGCUUUGCUUUUCCAACUUUAUGAAGUGAAGAGAAGCUCUUAUGAAGAAGCUGUUCUUAUGAAUUUGACACUGAUUGGCUGUACUAUAUCUCUCUGUGCAUUGGUGGUCACGCUGAUUCUGUUCUCGGUGGUGGCAUGUUCUGUUGUAACAGCUAUGCUACAUCUGCUCUUCAUGGCUGCUUUUGCCUGGAUGCUGGUGGAAGGAAUACUUCUCUGGAGUAAGGUCGUCACUGUCAAUAUCAGCGAAGAGAAGAGAAUGAAAUACUACUAUCUGAUUGGUUGGGGAUUCCCAGUUUUUAUUGUGGCCAUCACCCUAGCAACUACUGGUGACAAAUACAUAGCAGACAAUCAUUGUUGGCUGAACAUUCAGAGUGAGAUCAUCUGGGCCUUUGUUGGGCCUGUCCUUUUUUCUCUAACAAUCAAUACAUUUGUACUUUUACGUGUGGUAAUGAUCACAAUUGCAAGCUCACAACGGCACUCCAUGAUGUUGGCAUCAGACAGCAGCCUGGCACAACGUGUUUUGUCCCAGAUAUGGACAGCUAUCAAGCCUGUAGUGAUCCUUCUGCCAGUUUUGGGUCUGACCUGGUUUUGUGGGGUUUUGGUCCAUUUCAAUAUUGUUCUUGCAUAUAUCUUUGUUGUGCUUAAUUCAUUCCAGGGGCUAUAUAUAUUCUUGGUGUAUGGCGUUUACAACAGUGAGGUGAGAAAUGCCAUUAAAAGAAUGAAAGAAAAGAAAAAAACUUUGUCUUUCACAAACUGCACAAGCUCAAGACCAUCAAGUUGUCUUACCAGUCCGAAGAUGACCACCUCACUGGAUGUUGGAAAAUGUUCUGUUUCUACACCUGAGAAGAAUACUUUGAAAUCAGCAACCAAUAAAUCAGCAUCCAACAAAGGGGCAUCUGUGAUUUUCAACAGGGAAAAUAGAGCAGAAGAUGUGAUGUGUUUCUCAGAAAACUUAGCUCUUGACAAAACAGCGAUUCAGUUGACAGCAUUCAGAGUAUCAGGAGUGUGAAGCAUCAAUGCAGGAGUUCUGAUGGGGGUGAUGUACAUUUCACUGAGUGACCUUGUAGUUGAUAUUUGAAGGAAAACCAAUGACUAUUUCCAAAAGUUGAACUUAUGGAACCAAGAUCUUCAAUGUUCCUGCAGCAGGGACUCAGAACCUAAUCAAACAAGACUGCUACGAAGAUACUGAUCACCAAUCCAUUGAAGUCUAUGUUUUAAAUUUCUAGUUUCUCUCUUUACAAUACAUUAAAUAUUAAGCACUGUAUAAUGUCAUGUAGUGAUAUUUACUGCAGCCUCAGGCCAGGAAUAUCGAAAGUGAUAGGUGAAGAUAGUGUUACAUAGUAUCGAAACUGCUCACAUUCUAACACAGUGGACAGAAUCGCUGUUUUCUGAAAGUGAUUUUAGACAGGAAUAAAACAAAAGACACUUUGUGAAUGAUACAAUAGUGUUGUGACUUCUGGUUUCUCAGGUUAAUUCACUGAUAUAGGAUCGUGAUACAAACAGAGGUAAGUUAAUUUAGCCUUAGAAUCCUGUUAUUGUUGAGGUUUAUAAUUAUGCCCUCAGCUAUAACUUUUAAAAACUUUGCCUGUAUGAAGAAGGUGGAACGGAUGAUUCUAUACUGUAUUCUUCCAAAUGUGAUCAUCAAAGAUUGAAAAUAAAAGGCAAGCGAUGUGAAUGA